Sinocyclocheilus rhinocerous is the source of this 3215-nucleotide messenger RNA. RefSeq names its product kielin/chordin-like protein. The record is from RefSeq and is a predicted model, not a curated record. Lineage: Eukaryota; Metazoa; Chordata; Actinopteri; Cypriniformes; Cyprinidae. Bases 234 to 3215 code for a protein of 993 amino acids. The transcript has 24 exons. Gene Ontology annotation, cellular component: extracellular region. Gene Ontology annotation, molecular function: protein binding.
UUUACAGCGUUCAUUUCACUCGCGGAAGACGGAAAAAACGAAACUUUGCCUUGUUUUGUUUGGAGGCGACAGGAAAACCUCAAGCCCUCCAGCCAAACAAACGAAAACAAGUCCAGAUGUUUCAUGUCUGAGGGUCGCUGUCAUACGAGAACAGACCAGAGGACUCAUCCCGCUCUUCGUCCGAGAUCUCGCUUCAUAUUCGAGGCAGCACUAAAUUGGUCUGGCUGGUGAGAAUGGAGCUGAAGGCUUUAGUUGGAGGUCUUUUCCUGAGUUUGCUUGUUCUCUGGAAUGUUUGUGACUGUGUUCAAUCUCAUCAGGACGCGACCGAGACCGUAAUCAACCUCUUGGAGGUUCUUAACGUCACUCGCUCUACCCGCGGGGUGUCUAAGGUCAAAGGUCGUGACCCAAAGACGCCGGCCUGGCGUUUCCGUUCCAACACGCCUCAUCUCAAACUACCCCAGACAUUUUUGGACUACCUCUUCAACACCUCACAGGGCGUCCUGGGUUUGCACCUGGUGGGCCGUCAGAGCAGAGGCUCGGAGGCCACCCUCAUCUCCUUCACCUCCUCCACCUUCCUGCAGAAUGGCGAUCGCCCCCUGCUGGAGCUCAUCUCCAACACAAAAGCAGACAGGCUGCAGCUGGAGUUCAGGUCAGCGGACGGCAUGCAGCCGGAGGUGCUUAAGUUGCCCGCCGGGAGUCCCUUUACGAGCAGAGGUUGGGUGAGAAUGGCUCUGAGUGUGGAGCCCAGGCAGAUGGUGCUGUAUGUGGACUGCCAGGAUGCCGUGGUGCUCAAACUGAAAGAAGGGGGACGAAUCCUGACUCUGGACUUCCCACAUGAUCUGCAGGUUAUUUUCUCCAGCACUGCAGGAAAAAAGGCCAGCAAGUUCAGUGGUGGGUGGCAGACGGCUGAACUCUCCACCAGGGCAUAUGAGAGGCGUCCGUGGUUCUGUGACAAUGUAACAGACUCCCUUCCAGACACAGUCAUUCCCAUCAGUCCCACCGCAAACUAUAACCUGGAUAUGAUGCAAGAUCAGGGAGACCGUGGAGAUGGCAUAGUAUCAGCUACAAGAUCCCCCAUUGAAUCAAACAUGCGUCUUGGCCAACUGGAGAACAACCUGCAUAACAUCAAGACCAUGCUGGACAUGCUGAAGAGACAGAACACGGACCUGCAGGCGAGAGUUGACUACCUGGAAACGUGUGAGUGUUCGAAACGGAAUUGCGUGUGGGAGGGACGUGAGAUGGAUGAGGGGUCCCGCUGGUCUCCUGACAGCCGCACUGUCUGUUACUGCACCCAUGCGAAAGUUCAGUGCAACCGCUUGAAUGAAUGCAGCUUUCAUGGCGAUAUCUAUAGAAAUGGUGAUGUCUUCAGCCCAGACGACUGCAACCGCUGUUCAUGUGAACAUGGCAGAGUAGAGUGUAAUGUGAAUCCAUGUCCAUCACAGUCCUGUCAGCAACCACCUGCUCCUCAGACAACCUGCUGCCCUGUCUGCCAAACAAGAUGUGAACAUGAGGGUGAAAUCUAUGAGAACGGGAAACAGUUUGUGUCGAGAUCAAACCCUUGCCUCAAGUGCAGCUGCUCUUCAGGGAAUAUAGUCUGUAACACUGAGACGUGUCCUGAAAUUGCCUGUAAUUUGGUGGAGACUGUAGGUGGGCAGUGCUGUCCCAGGUGUCGAAGUUGUGUCCAGGACAAUGUGCGGCACCAACACAGCUCUCAGUGGAAGCUUCCUAAUGACCCCUGCACGACCUGUACAUGCACGGAGGGUCUGGUUCAGUGUGAGAGUGAGCGCUGUAAUAUCCGCUGUAAUAGCCCAGCCUCUCCUCCUCCUGGAUCCUGCUGUCCUGUCUGUGACGGUUGCAGUUUGAAUGGAAUAGAUAUCUCGAACGGGAUGACUCUGCCGCCGGGACCCACAUGUGAUCCCACGUGUAAAUGUGAGAAUGGAAAUAUUAAUUGCGUUCAGUACCCACCCUGCCCACCGACUCCCUGUCAUAAUCCAGUCAGGAGACCAGGAGAAUGCUGUGCACGAUGUGAGGAGUGCACUCAUGAGGGCGAGGUGUACACAGACGGUCAAACCUUUGUGUCCAGACAGGAUCCAUGCUUAAGAUGUCAGUGCUCGGGUGGACAAGUGUCGUGUGAAUCUGCAACAUCUUCAUGUCUGUCUGCGAGUUGCACGCACCCAACAAAACCACAUGACCAGAACAUGACAAAAACUGAGAAUGGUAACGUGAGAUGUCAUCAGGAAAGAUGCUCACUUUUGAGCUGUGCCGUUCCCAAUCCAGCCCCUCCUAACACCUGCUGUCCAGUGUGCAGCGGAUGUACUUGGAAUGGUGUUCAAUAUGAAGAAGGAGCCACAUGGACUGACGCUGGCCAAACAUGUUCUUGUGUGGGUGGACAGGUGACGUGUAGUAGGCCUAAAAGGGGCUCGGACUGUCCCAAACCGACCCCCGCACCCUUCCAAAAUCCCCCAGGUGGAGAUUGCUGUGGUGACUCCUGUGGGCAGUGCCAAUACAAUCAGCGCUUGUAUGAAAACGGCCAAACGUUCAAGGACCCGGAGGAUGCCUGUAAGACGUGCACCUGUCAGGAUGGUCAGACAAGUUGUGCUAUGCCUGCAUGUCCCCAACCGAGGUGUGCUAAUGCAUACACUCCUCCUGGAGAGUGCUGUCCCCGGUGUCCAGACUGUGAAUAUGAUGAUAACCACAUCAUUACUAAUGGAGAAUCAUUUCCAAAUCCUUCGAAUCCAUGUGAGGAUUGUGUUUGCCAAGACGGACGUGUGAACUGUGGGAAUCGUGAGUGUCCGAGGCCGAAUUGUAACUAUCCCCGGCCGGGGACGUGCUGCCAAAACAACUGCAAUGGCUGCAUGUAUGAUGGCCGGGAGUAUCAGAACGGUCAGGAGUUUCCAGACCCCGAUGAUCGCUGCGGUCGUUGCGUGUGCAGGAAUGGUCAGGUGACCGACCACAGGAGGCCAUGUCCAAACCCAAGAUGUAGUAACCCCAUCACCCGGCCGGGCCAGUGCUGUCCAGUGUGUGAUGCCUGCAUGUAUGAUGGCCGGGAGUAUCAGAACGGUCAGGAGUUUCCAGACCCCGCUGAUCGCUGCAGUCAUUGCGUGUGCAGGAAUGGUCAGGUGACCUGCAACAGGAGGCCAUGUCCAAACCCAGGAUGUAGUAACCCCAUCACCCAGCCGGGCCAGUGCUGUCCAGUGUGUGAUGGUACCGUAUAA